GAUCCUGGCGGACGAUUGGGCGACGAGCGGGCGAGAUCACGCAAGACGGCGCACGGACACGGGGCCUGCGAAACUGUCGGCCCCACCGGGGUCACUGGCCCCUCGCUUCUGACCGCCUGCCGCUGCUCAUGAGCUCAUCUAUUACCCCAUCGAUGCGAGGCAGCGGCGUCACCACCUUGUCCUCCUCCUCCUGCCCGAAAGGCAAAAGCCUCGCCGAAAGAGUCUUUUUAUUUGAGUCUCGAGAGUGAGACAAUCAAGAGGAGUGAGGGAGUGGAGUGAGUGAGCUCGGGCUCUCUGGGUGUGAUGGAAUCGUUCAGCCUCCUCAAGUACCUGCGCGGCGGAGCGGUCGCCGGCAACCAGCGCGCGGCCGUGGCGGCCACGGCCAUAGCCGCGUCGGCGUGUGAGGACGGCGGUGAAGGGGGUGGAAGUGGUGGGGGCGGGGACGUGGUGGAAGACGACGCGGCGUUCUUCGACCUCGAGUUCGCGGUGCCGGGCGACGAGAGCGCCGCGUCGGACGCGGAGGAGGAGAGGGUCGAGUUCAACUUCUCCGUCGCCGGCGACGCCGCGUCCGGCGGCGAGGUGGUGGCCGUCGAACCGGUGGCGCCGGCCAGUGAGACUGAGAACGGCGUCGGGAAGGAGACGGAGCCUGCUGCGACGGCAGAGGCCCCGGCGGCGUCGUUCCUCCGUCCGGCGACCAAGUUCCGCGUGCUGCUGCUUAAGCUGAGGAAGCCGAAGGUCCCCGCCCCGGCGGAGGGCAACGCCGGUGGUGCUGGCGGCGCCGCUGGCGGUUCCAUGGCGCCCAAGACGAACCGUUUCCUGAUCAAGUUCCGGGUGGAGGACGCGCCGUUUGUCUCGCUCUUCACGCGUGACAACAGCUCUCGCACCUCCGACGCCGGCGCCGGCGCCGGCGCGGCCAGGCCGGCGGUGCAGGCACCCCAGCCUUCCGACGCGGUGGCGAUCACCGCCGAGGAGCGGCGUUUCGCCAAGGAGGUUAUGCUCAAGUACCUGAACAAAAUCAAGCCCCUGUACGUCAAGGUCUCCCGCCGCUACGGCGAGCGCCUACGGUUCGCCGGCGCCAGCGAGGGCGAGGAGACGGACGCGGAGCCCGAACCCUCGCCGUCCCCUUCCGCGACACCUUCCCCCGCCCCCUCCCAGCCUCGUGCCCCGCCAGCCCCUCUUCCACAGCCCGUCGUCGUCGCGUGCGGCGUGCGCGCUCCGCGCGCCAGCGUCCCGGCCGGCCUGAAGCAGGCGUGCAAGCGCCUCGGCAAGAGCCGGUCCGCGUCCUCCGCCGUAGCGGCCGCACCGUCGCCGUCGGCCACACCACCGACCCCCGCGCAGCCGCAGCGCCGCGACGACUCGCUGCUGCAGCUGCAGGACGGCAUCCAGGGCGCCAUUGCGCACUGCAAGCGCUCCUUCAACGCCUCCAAAGGGUCCGAGUCGCCGCUGCUGAGGUCCAUGACGGAGCCGAAGGCCGACGGCGCGGCCGACACCAAGGACGGCGUCGACGGCGCGUGAGCCGGGCCGUCCGGGCUCCGGAGUGGCGAUCGCCGUACUCAAUCAAAUCUUAGCCUAGAUGCUAGUAGCAUUUUUAAUACUACUUAGUUGGUACUAGUAUCAUGAUGCCGGAUUAAGGAAACGUGCGCGCUCUCUUCUCUUGUCUUAAUGUGGCAAAAGCUUGUCUUUUCGGCCGCCGUCUAGAUUCAAUAAUCUGGCGGUGCUAGUACGAGUAGUAUGCAUGUAAAAUAUUUCUAGUAAGUAAAUUGCUAGCAUUUCAUUUGAA
Molecule: messenger RNA, 1780 nt
Organism: Aegilops tauschii subsp. strangulata
Lineage: Eukaryota; Viridiplantae; Streptophyta; Magnoliopsida; Poales; Poaceae
Product: probable membrane-associated kinase regulator 2
Cellular component (GO): plasma membrane
Source: RefSeq, a predicted model, not a curated record